GAGGUACAGAGUUCAUCUGUUUUGUUUGUCUACUGUGCCACUGGUGGAUAUAAAGUAGCAGUGUGCAGUGGUAUGCAUUGUGAGUCUACGAUCACAGGGAGAAGAAUGAAGUCUCUCGUGCUCCUUCUAUUGGUGGCUGUUACUGUAUCAUCUGUGCUGUCUAAACCCCUCCCUGAAGACUCUGAAGCAGAGGUUCACAAGGAGUUUGAGACAUGGAAAGUUAAAUAUGGGAAGAGCUAUCCGUCGACCGAGGAGGAAGCCAAACGUAAGGAGAUAUGGUUAGCGACGAGGAAGAGGGUGAUGGAACACAAUAUGAGAGCAGGAAAUGGAUUAGAGAGCUUCACCAUGGCGAUCAAUCACUUUGCUGACCUGACUAAUGAGGAGGUUCCUAGAGGACUUUUGCCCAUGCCUCGACCUGAGGAAGAAGAGGUGGACAGAGAGUUUGAGAUGUGGAAGACUCACAAUGGUAAGACCUAUAACUCCACCGAGGAGGAAGCCAAGCGUAAGGAGAUCUGGUUAGCUACUAGGGCAAGAGUGAUGGAACACAACAAGAGAGCAGAGAAUGGCUCAGAGAGCUUCACCAUGGGGAUGAAUUCCUUCUCUGACAUGACUUCUGAGGAGAUUCCUAGAGGAGGACUUCUGGUUGUGUUUCCCAGUCGAGAUGGAGGGGAGGAAGCAGAGGUGGAUAAAGAGUUUGAAACGUGGAAGGUUCAACACGGGAAGAGCUAUGGUUCCACCGAGGAGGAAGCCAAGCGUAAGGAGAUCUGGUUAGCUACUAGGGCAAGAGUGAUGGAGCACAACAAGAGAGCAGAGAAUGGCUCAGAGAGCUUCACCAUGGGGAUGAAUCAUCUUUCCGACCGGACUACUGCGGAGGUUACAGGACGAAGGCUUCAAGAUGGGGAGGAAACAGAAGUGCACAAGGAGUUUCAAACAUGGAAAGUUAAAUAUGGAAAGACCUAUCCGUCCACCGAGGAGGAAGCUAAGCGUAAGGAGAUCUGGUUAGCUGCUAGGAAGAUGGUGACGGAACACAACCGGAGAGCAGAGAAUGGCCUGGAGAGCUACACCCUGGCAGUCAAUCACUUUGCUGACUUGACUACUGAGGAGGUUCCUAGAGGGCUUUUACCCAUGGAAUGAAGAAGCUUUGACACUAUGAGGAAUGAACAAUUUUGAAAUUUACAAUAAAUAUAAACACUACACUUUCAA
Oncorhynchus nerka (sockeye salmon) is the source of this 1203-nucleotide messenger RNA. RefSeq names its product cystein proteinase inhibitor protein salarin. The record is from RefSeq and is a predicted model, not a curated record. Lineage: Eukaryota; Metazoa; Chordata; Actinopteri; Salmoniformes; Salmonidae. The coding region runs from base 73 to 1134 and encodes 353 amino acids. The transcript is spliced from 13 exons.